UACUGACUUCUGAUUUCUUCUAAGGCAAGUGUAUAGGUAAUUUUUAUUCCCUGAUUAGGAGAAAAAUGGUGGAAGAGGGCAGGGUUAAGAAUUAAGAUUUCAAGAGCGUGAGAGGUAGAUGGCCAACCAGAGUUCCUAAGGUUCGGUGCCUGUAACUGUUACCGCCGCUUAAGCCUGCCAAAGCAGUGGUACGGCUGCUGCCCUCGUAUUUGCUACCUCUAGAAACAUUCUUGCCAGUAGUGGCGGCAGCGGGACUCAGUUACCCCCUUUUCUCACUCUCUCCAGAAGCUCCAGAUGGUGUCUUCUGUGGGCAACGUGGCCGACAGCACAGAACCAACGAAACGUAUGCUUUCCUUCCAAGGGUUAGCUGAGUUGGUACAUCGAGAGUAUCAGGCAGGAGAUUUUGAGGCAGCUGAGAGACACUGCAUGCAGCUGUGGAGACAAGAGCCAGACAAUACUGGAGUACUUUUAUUACUUUCAUCUCUACACUUCCAGUGUCGAAGGCUGGACAGAUCUGCCCACUUUAGUACUCUGGCAAUUAAACAGAACCCUCUUCUGGCAGAAGCCUAUUCGAAUUUGGGGAAUGUGUACAAGGAAAGAGGGCAGUUGCAGGAAGCAAUUGAGCAUUACCGGCAUGCAUUGCAUCUCAAACCAGAUUUCAUCGAUGGUUAUAUUAACCUGGCAGCCGCUUUGGUAGCAGCAGGCGACAUGGAAGGGGCAGUACAAGCUUACGUCUCUGCUCUUCAGUGCAAUCCUGAUUUGUACUGUGUUCGCAGUGACCUGGGGAACCUGCUCAAAGCCCUGGGUCGCUUGGAAGGAGCCAAGGCAUGUUAUUUGAAAGCAAUGGAGACGCAACCGAACUUUGCAGUAGCUUGGAGUAAUCUUGGCUGUGUUUUCAAUGCACAAGGGGAGAUUUGGCUUGCAAUUCAUCACUUUGAAAAGGCUGUCACGCUUGACCCCAAUUUUCUGGAUGCUUAUAUCAAUUUAGGAAAUGUCUUGAAAGAGGCACGGAUUUUUGACAGAGCUGUGGCAGCUUACCUUUGUGCCCUAAGCUUGAGCCCAAAUCAUGCAGUGGUACAUGCCAACCUGGCUUGUGUAUACUAUGAGCAAGGCCUGAUAGAUCUGGCAAUAGACACCUACAGGCGAGCUAUUGAAUUGCAACCACAUUUCCCUGAUGCUUACUGCUACCUAGCCAAGGCUCUGGAAGAGAAGGGCAGUGUUGCCGAAGCAGAAGAGUGUUAUAAUACAGCUCUGCGGCUGUGUCCCACCCAUGCAGACUCUCUGAAUGACCUAGCCAAUAUCAAAGGAGACCAGGGAAACUUUGAAGAGGCAGUUCGCUUGUAUUGUAAAGCAUUAGAAGUCUUCCCAGAGUUUGCUGUUGCCCAUUCAAAUUUAGCAAGUGUAUUGCAGCAGCAGGGAAAACUGCAGGAAGCUCUGAUGCAUUAUAAGGAGGCUGUUCGAAUCAGUCCUACCUUUGCUGAUGCCUACUGUAACAUGGGAGACAUUCUAAAGGAGAUGCAGGAUGUUCAGGGAGGCUUGCAGUGUUAUACUCGUGCCAUUCAGAUUAACCCUGCACUUGCGGAUGCCCACAGCAAUCUGGCUUCCAUUCACAAGUAUUCAGGGAAUAUUCCAGAAGCAAUUGCUUCUUAUCGCACUGCUCUGAAGCUUGAACCUGAUUUUCCUGACGCUUAUUGUGAUUUGGCUCAUUGCCUGCAGAUUGUCUGUGAUUGGACAGACUAUGAUGAGCGAAUGAAGAAGUUGGUCAGCAUUGUGGCUGACCAGCUGGAGAGGAAUCGGUUGCCUUCUGUGCAGCCUCAUCAUAGUAUGCUCUAUCCUCUUUCUCAUGGCUUCAGGAAGGCUAUUGCUGAGAGCCAUGGGAACCUCUGCUUGGAUGAGAUCGGUGUCCUUCAUAAACCACCGUACGAACAUCCAAAAGACUUGAAGCUCAGUGAUGGUCGACUGCGUGUAGGAUACGUGAGUUCUGACUUUGGGAAUCAUCCUACUUCUCAUCUUAUGCAGUCUAUUCCAGGCAUGCACAAUCCUGAUAAAUUUGAGGUAUUCUGUUAUGCCCUGAGCCCAGAUGAUGGCACAAACUUCCGAGCGAAGGUGAUGGCAGAAGCCCAUCAUUUCAUUGAUCUUUCUCAGAUUCCAUGCAAUGGGAAAGCAGCUGAUCGCAUCCAUCAAGAUGGUAUACACAUCCUUGUAAAUAUGAAUGGUUAUACCAGGGGUGCUCGAAAUGAACUCUUUGCUCUCAGGCCAGCUCCUAUUCAGGCAAUGUGGCUGGGCUACCCUGGGACCAGUGGCGUGCUUUUCAUGGAUUAUAUCAUCACUGAUCAGGAAACUUCACCUGCUGAAGUUGCUGAGCAGUAUUCUGAGAAACUGGCUUAUAUGCCCCAUACUUUCUUUAUUGGCGAUCAUGCUAAUAUGUUCCCUCACCUGAAGAAGAAGGCAGUCAUCGAUUUUCAGUCCAAAGGGCACAUUUAUGACAAUCGGAUUGUGCUGAAUGGCAUCGACCUCAAAGCAUUUCUUGAUAGUCUCCCAGAUGUGCAGAUUGUCAAGAUGAAAUGUCCUGAUGGAGGAGACAACGCAGACAGCAGUAAUACGGCUCUUAAUAUGCCUGUCAUUCCUAUGAAUACUAUUGCAGAGGCAGUUAUUGAAAUGAUUAACAGAAGACAAAUUCAGAUAACAAUUAAUGGAUUCAGUCUUAGCAAUGGACUGGCAACUACCCAGAUCAACAUUAAGGCUGCCACUGGAGAGGAGGUUCCCCGUACCAUUAUUGUAACCACACGUUCUCAGUACGGGUUACCGGAAGAUGCCAUUGUGUACUGUAACUUCAAUCAGUUAUAUAAAAUUGACCCAUCUACUUUGCAGAUGUGGGCAAAUAUUCUGAAGCGUGUUCCCAAUAGUGUACUGUGGCUGUUGCGUUUUCCAGCAGUAGGAGAACCUAAUAUUCAACAGUAUGCACAAAAUAUGGGCCUUCCCCAGAACCGUAUCAUUUUUUCACCUGUUGCUCCUAAAGAGGAACAUGUUCGGAGAGGCCAGCUGGCUGAUGUCUGCUUGGACACGCCACUCUGUAAUGGACACACCACAGGGAUGGAUAUCCUUUGGUCAGGGACACCCGUGGUGACUAUGCCAGGAGAGACUCUUGCUUCCCGAGUUGCAGCUUCCCAGCUCACUUGUUUAGGCUGUCUUGAGCUUAUUGCUCAAAAUAGACAAGAAUAUGAAGACAUAGCUGUGAAAGUGGGAACUGAUCUAGAAUACCUGAAGAAAAUUCGUGGCAAAGUCUGGAAGCAGAGAACAUCUAGCCCUCUGUUCAACACCAAACAAUACACGAUGGACCUAGAGAGGCUCUAUCUACAGAUGUGGGUGCAUUACGCAGCUGGCAACAAACCUGAUCACAUGAUUAAGCCUGUUGAAGUCACUGAGUCGGCCUAAAUAAUGACUGUGUGCACAGGAGAAUUACCCUGUACCUGAGCCUCAACCUUCUGGGGGAAAGGGAACUACUUUUUCCUUAUCUGUACAAUACCAUGCUGCAGAUGGGUGACAGACAAUGAUAAGAAAUAGCACAGCCAGACUUGCUUCCUACAUGAUCAUGAUCAUGAUAGGGAGAGACACAAGAGAUGGGAAACUGCUGUUCCACAAGGAGUCUCCAUAGAAUUUUGCAGCAGCCAGGUGUCUGGAAGGUCUGGAAGCUUAUUCGUUCCCACGAUGGUCCUGUUGCAGGUCUGUAUAUCCGUGCUCAUUCUAACUUGCCUGGUCCAUUGACUAAACUUAAUGCGACUGCAGAUGUUUUAACUCGAUCUAAACGUGAUCUUUAUCCUGUACAUUUUCCUCCCAAGAAUAGAGUUGAAGUUACUCCUCCUCCUCAAUCUCUUUUCCCUAAAGCAGGACAGGUCCCAAUUUACCGUACUCCUCCUUUCCGUUCGUCAUGCUGUCAAGAAUGGCUAAUGUACUGCAUUCAUUAUCUUCAUACUCUUGAUACUCAUGGUCCAUGUCCUGGACACCCUCAUAUUAUGGGGGAAGGUUGGUGGCUGAGCCAAGAUUGGCCUCUCAAUCUCCGGAGGUCCUCUGGAAAGAUCCGUUAACCAGCACUUGGCGUGGUCCUGAUCCUGUGUUGAUUUGGGGACGUGGUCACGUGUGUAUCUUUCCCAGAUCAGUGCCUGGACCUUGCUGGCUUCCUGAGCGCUUAGUCAAGCAAAUAGAUGGCUCGCCACAGCUCACCUAGUUCAGAAGAUGAAGAAGCUCUGCACCUCUCCGGAAAAUUUGACAGUGUUGAUUCAGAAAAAGAAGAAGAAGAGGAGAGCACUUGCCAGGACGACUCAAAGGAGUGAUGUUCCAACUUGGGGACAAAUUAAACAACUGGUUUCAUGAGCUCAAGAGUCAGUGAAACAACAGAAUAAUCCUGUUACACCUGUAACUUUAUUUUUGGUUAUGUUGGCAACCAUUUCAUGUGUUCCCUCUGUUAAUGCAGCAACUUACUGGGCCUAUGUACCUGAUCCUCCACUAUUACAACCCAUAUCUUGGUCUGAAGCAGAGUUUCCUGUAUUUUACAAUGAUAAGUGUUUAUGGGCCUCUUAUUGGGAAUAUAAAAGAAAUCAAUAUGUCUGUAAAUUAUACUAACUGGUUUAGUCCCCAUCCUGUCUGUCUUAGCCCAUUGAAUCUGGAAACUGGAUGUGUAAAGGCUAUUAGUUAUGAGCAUACAGAUGUUUAUGAGGGAACGGAUCAAUCAAUUAGUUUGUCAGGCUCUCCAGGCAUCCUUCGUUUUACAGGAACCAACAUUACUCUUACAUGCCCGGCUACCAGCCGACGAGAGGAUCUUAAGGAUACCAUCAUUUGGUAUAAAAUGGGCAAGCUAUUAAUAUUAGAGGUCAAAUCUCAUACGCCUCACCACUUAGGGAUUCCGCUAUUACUAUAGCCAAGGUUACAGGUGAAGAUUCAGGAAAUUAUUUCUGUAUGAAGCGUUUACUUGGAGGACAAGGGAUACUUAUAGCUGGACGUAAGGUUACUAUGCUUAACAGAAAAUCAAAAAAUCAAUUGCCUCGCCUUACGACCGUUAACUUUCCUGGAUCCAAUUUUGAACAUUGCAAUGCAUCUUGGAAUAAUAACCAAAUAUGGUGUACUAUAGAUUAUACCAAGGUGUCAAUUCUUAUCUCUUCUUUUCCCAUCAUAGAUAGGUUUAUCACAUUUCAAAAGAACUGGGAUAUAUGGAAACUAGCUCUAACUUAUUCCAAUACACCUGUUAUAACUUGUGUUGCUCCUCCAUAUACACGUUUGUGUGGUUCUAUUAACAUUGGUAAUUCUUCCAAAGGAGGAUAUAAUAUUAGCUGUGUUAAUUGUAUUUUUAGCAGUUGUAUGUUCCCUUCUGCAGGAACGCAAUCUGUGCUUAUACUAAAGCAACCCAUGUAUGUUAUGGUGCCUGUACAUCUGAGAGAACCUUGGUAUGAAGAUACUGGAGUACAGGCAUGGGUGGAAGUCUCUAAAGCCUUGCAGAGGAGACGCUUUCUUGGGUGGCUAAUAGUAAGUUUACUUGCGUCGGCUGCUGUGUCUGCUACUGUGGCUACUGCCGGUCUUGCUCUUUCACAGAGUAUUAAUCAUGCUCACUUUGCUAAUCAGUUAUCUCAACAUACCAGUCUUGCUUUAUCUUUACAAAGUCACAUAUAUUUACGGAUUAAUAACAAGUUAGAUGAAUUUAAAAACGCAAUUUUGGGGAUUGGAGAUCAGAUGACAGCAUUAAAAUUGAGGAUGCGUUUAGCUUGUCAUGCAAAGUAUACAUGGAUGUGUGUUACUCCUUAAAAGUACAGUGACUGUAUUUGGGAAUGGGAAAAAGUAAAAAUGCAUCUGCUGAGUGUUUGGUCAGAUAAUAAUAUUAGUCUUGAUCUUAAGAAAUUAAAUGCUGAAAUUCAGGAUAUACAAAAUACACAUCUUGAUGAUGUUUCGCCAGAAGAUGUAAUUCAAACUUUACUGGAUCAUUUAAAGUGGUUAAACCCUCAGUCUUGGAUUACUGGAAGGUUGUCAGGAUUUAUUACCCUGGCCAUAAUUUGCCUAUUAUUGAUAAUAAUCUUCUCAUGUCUGUUUCGUAUCCUCAUGCAACAGUACACUACUCUCGGCACUAAACUUCAUGGAAUUAUUUUGCAGCAAAAGUUAAAAAAUAAAAAAGACCUGUGGGAAGCAGUCAGCCUUGAGAGCAGGUAAGGACAUGCCAGGCAUGCCGCCGCUGCUCGAAGGGACUGUCCCUACUUGUUCCCCUCCUUGUUCCAUUCCAUGGGAGACAAAUCACCAGGGCCCAGAGAUCAGAAAGAAUGUAAAAUGAGACAAGCAAAGCUGUCUUCCCCCUGCACAUGCAGGUUAUUUUUGAUGCUUCUGGGUUUAUGGGUUUCCUCCCAGGGAAGUUAACCUUGAGCCGAGACAGUCUGUAGGUAAUGUAAACCACCAUCUGGCAACCUUCCUUUUUCUAGUCUAGAUAAUCUGCAACUGUAGCGCAGUAAAAUUUGCCUUGCAACCAUCAAUUGUCUUGGUCCUUCUGACCCCAUUCGUCGGUGCUACUUCAGUUCCUUACCCCUUCCCUUCUGACCCUGGGCGGUGAAAUCCUCUUUCUCCGGCUGGUCCGCGGCACACAUGAAUAUAUGUUUUUGUCUUGCUGUACUGCACCUGUGCUGUCUAGUAACAGAUAUUUUGUCUGCUAGUAGUGUUCUAGAUUAUGUCUUUCCAAAGCGCUGAGGCAGUGCACCUGUUCUGUAGUUGCAGCUGAUGCCUGAAUGUAGCCUAGCUGACAAAUUAUUGAUUAAUAAGAACUUGAAUUUCUGAAAGAUUUGUACUGUUAACGAAAAUCUGAGCAAGGAGUCUCAAAUGUAAUUCUUAGCCAGAAUUACAUGUUAAUGAACCAUUUAACAGUGUGAAUCAAGGAACAUCAGUGUAAGGAUUUCUUUUAAUUUAUUUUUUACCUGCUUGAAAUAUCAGUUAAAGUUUGCCAGCUUGGUUGCAGAUGAACGGACGUUGGAAGUUCACCAAACUACUUAAUGUGGGAUAGGAUAAUAGACUUCCAGCGCCCUCAAGGCUGUGACCUUGCAGCCAUUUUACAUAACACAUCCUCCUCCUAUAGGGAUGAACCUUUCCCUGGCCCGAAAAGUAGCAGCUCUGUUGAAGCUUUGCUUAUUGUAACAGGAUUUUGUUUCCAGGUUACAUGUCUGUGGAAGACUUAAUUCUGAAUAGAGAUAUAGAUAUUACUGGAAACUAAUUGUUUUUUCUAUUAUACUCUGAUUUAUCAAAAAAGUAAAACAUUUAAACUGUGCUACAGAAAUUCAGAAGUUGUCUUGCAAUCUUUAAACAAUAAAUGAAUGAGUUGCCCUUAAAAAAAAAAAAAAGGAUUAA
Orcinus orca (killer whale) is the source of this 7368-nucleotide messenger RNA. RefSeq names its product UDP-N-acetylglucosamine--peptide N-acetylglucosaminyltransferase 110 kDa subunit-like. Bases 295 to 3435 code for a protein of 1046 amino acids. Gene Ontology annotation, molecular function: protein binding; protein N-acetylglucosaminyltransferase activity. Gene Ontology annotation, biological process: protein O-linked glycosylation. The transcript is spliced from 3 exons. The record is from RefSeq and is a predicted model, not a curated record. Lineage: Eukaryota; Metazoa; Chordata; Mammalia; Artiodactyla; Delphinidae.